CAGUUUACUAUGUGGGCCUUAUUAGAUUGAUGGAAGACUUCAUCCAUUACUAAAGUUGACCCACAUAUUAGAAACAUGAUACUUUAAAAAUAAUUUGAAUUCAUCAUUGGUUCAAUCCAAUUAGAAGUCUGCAUAAUGUGCUCACAUGCACGACCUGUUGUAAGAACCUGUGUUUGCUAGGCUCCUAUAUAAGAUCACACUAGGUUUCACAUAAAUGAGCAAUUUUUUUACGAAAAUCUAGUUUUGAAGACCUAGAAAACUCUUCAUAAAACUCAAUUAAGAGGAACGAAAUACGUUUGUGGAUAUGAUGAAGAUGUGUUCAAAAUAAGAGAGUUCAGGGGUAUAUAUAGGUAAUUAAAAAGUUAUGCAGGAUCAAAAUUAUCGAGAGGCAAAGAUUUUUCCAUCAAAUUUGAUAAGAUCAAAGUCUUUGAUUGAAUCUCUUGGAGGCCAUACUAAAAAAGUUUGGGUUUGACCAUAAAGUUUCUUACCUUAGAUCCACCAUCUCUCUGUUCUGAUCAACGGGCAGAUUUUUUAUUUCUUUAAGCCUGAAAGGGAAGUUAAAUAAGGUGAAAUCUGUUGGAUUAUUUCCAUUUAAUAUGGCCUUAGGACCAAUAUUAAUAUGUGUUCUAUAUUUAUGUAUUGUAUAUAUAAUUAUGCAUUAUAUAUAUUUAUGUAUUAUUUGAUGGAAAUAAUACUUAAGGGGUACCAUUGUGGUAACACCCUUUAGGACAAGAAUGAAGAGUUGUGACUAUUGAGUAUUCUCAUUAUAAAUACCCUUUCUCCCUCUCAUUGAAACAUAUGUACAACAACACCAUAAGCCUAGGAGAGAAACACAACUCCCUAAAUUUCACUCCAUCUAUUAUUGUCCUAAAAGGGAUUACCCAUCCAUUCACCACAAGGACAACAAUGGCUUCUUCAUCAACAAAUCAUGGUUUACCAAGGAUUGGCUUCCCAUCAUCAUCCACUGUUACUUCGAAUUAUGGAAUUGAACCACUUACCGGCACUAACUUCACCUCAUGGAAAGACAAUGUUAAGCUCACCCUUGGAGUUAUGGACCUCGACCUUGCUUUGAGGUAUGACCCCCCUGAACCUUUGACUGCUGAAUCAACUCAUGAGCAGAAAAGGUUUCAUGAAAUUUGGGAGAGGUCAAACCGUAUGUCGCUAAUGAUAAUCAAGAACUCAAUUUCAGUAGCAAUUCGCGGUGCUAUCCCUGAUUCGGAUAACGCAAAGACAUACAUGGACUCGGUCGAGGAACAAUUUAAGGGCACCUCCAAGGCUCAUGCAAGUACACUGAUCUUGAAGAUGUUGACCACAAAAUACAAUGGUACUAGUGGUGUGCGUGAGCACAUUAUGAUGAUGAGUGAUAUGGCAAAUAAGCUCAAAGGCAUGGAUAUGGAGAUAAGUGAGGGCUUUCUCGUCCACUUCAUCAUGACUUCUCUUCCCACACAGUUUGGCCCUUUUAAGAUCAACUACAACACUCAAAGGGAAAAGUGGAAAAUGAGUGAGUUGAUAGCCAUGUGUGUGCAAGAGGAGGAACGCCUGAAAGUUGAGAAACCGGAUGUUGCUCAUGUCACCACUACUUCAAGCUCAUUCAAAAGGAAGGGUAAGUCUCAAGUUGGAGAGAGUUCAAAGGUUCCUAAGGCAAGUACAAGUGCAACGCCUGGCUCAAAGGGGGCUUUGAAACAACUUCGUUGCAAAUUCUGUCAUAAGAAAGCACAUUAUCAACGAGAUUGUUCCAAGUUCAAAGAAUGGCUUGCAAAGAAAGGGAUUCCAUACAAUCCAACAACUGCACCAAAGCCAAAGGACAAUUAAAGUGGGGAAUGGUGAAGACUUAAAUGUUGAAGCUGUAGGAUCACUUUCAUUAAUGUUAGAAAGUGGUCAUAGUUUAAGCCUUAAAAACAUUCUUUAUGUUCCUAAUAUUACCAGAAACUUAAUAUCUGUAUCAAAGUUAGCAUAUGAUGGCUACACUUUUAUGUUUGGAUACAAUAAUGUUGCUAUAAGUUUCAAUAAUAAUGUUGUUGGC
Messenger RNA from Cuscuta epithymum, 2023 nucleotides. The record is from the annotation of a GenBank genome assembly. Lineage: Eukaryota; Viridiplantae; Streptophyta; Magnoliopsida; Solanales; Convolvulaceae.